ACAGUCACUGUCCACGCACUCGAGCUUCACUAUUUUUUUUUACAAAGCAGUUGUUGCUCCAUGCUGUAUUCAAAGCGCACAACAUAGUCUGUGGAUCUUGCCACCCAAUUGGAGCAUUUCAACAGUAUUGUCGGAUAGAUGUAAUAAGGUUUCCAGAAAUGUCUACAGCGGACAACAGGCGGAAAGAAGCCAGGGAACGGGCAGAGCGUCUUGUUCAGGCUUAUCAUCAUCGUUUGGCAGUAGGUUGUGGCUCGGUAGAUUGCGAGAAUGAGAAUUGUCGGUCAUCACCACACUUUCGUUCAGUUUCCAGUUCUGAACUACCGAAAUUAGCAGUGGAAUUAGCCAGGAGAAAAGCUCAUUUGUGUUCCCAGCUCAGCGGUGCUAGUAGUAGUAGUAGUACCAGUACUUACUGUAGCACUACGAGCGACUCUGUGUCUGAAACAUGUGAUCAACCUGUCGCCAGUGCUGCCUCGAAGGAUGAUGUGCCCGAACCUAUGGACGUGGGCUUUCCCGAUGAUGACGAAAGUUCAGAUCAUGCCUGUGUAGUCGUAGAUGGAAGUCUCGCUCGGCAGGGGGAACAGCAGGAGGAUGAAUCUCCCGCCGCUGCAGAUGCGGAGUCUUCAUCAGAACAACCGCAAGCUUCGCGGAUUUCACCCCGAGCUCUGGAGACUGAUGAAGUGCAGAGCCUGGCAGCUGCUUAUCGCGAGUCCGGCGAUGCUAAGCAUCUGCAUGGCCGGCUGUUUGAGGCCUUCUCGUCCUGGCAAAUCCUAUGUACUAGCUUCCGCAAGCCAGCCACGGGGCAACAUCUGGUACAGCCAGAGCAGUCACCUAUGACCCAGGGUGAGAGCAGUGAUCAACCUAUGGAGAUGGAUGAGCGUCGGCCACAAGAUCACCUUGUGGCAGGCUCAUCCAAGGUGUCAGUGUCGAUGAGUUCCGUCCGCUCAGCGUUCAGCAUACUGAAUGGUCUGGAUGAACACUCGGACGUCAGUGGUGUUAUUGCCACCUCUCUCGAUAACUUGUUUGCAGAUUUCCGGGUGAAGUGCCAGUACGACUUCUUAGAGCGUCUAGUUGAUGUAGACCCAACAUCGCUUCUUGAUCUCACAGUCAUCUUGUUAGAACUGCCAUGGCUAAUGGAGCCCUGUUUCCUAGAGGAAACCUUGCCGAAGAUUGUCCAGUUUUGCUCCGACCUGCCAACUGUGUUCAGGAUGGAACUAGCCCGGCACAUGUCUUGUUACAGCGAGGAGCAACUUGAGACCAUCGUGUCAGCCAUUCAGCAGUUUGUGGCCUUCCACAUUGCCAUGCUUGACGUCACCGAGGAUGAGUUUGUGCCCGACCAUCCGAUAAAACACGCAAUCAUCACCCUGGAGGUGUUGUAUGCUGCAGCUGUCCUUGGCGGGGAACAGCGACAGCGUGGUGCGGAAAGGGCUGAAGCAGCAGCGGCGGCGACGGCGGAUGCAGCGCCAUCCAGUCUCGGGCAUGAUUGGCCAGCGAACCUCGGUAGUUACCUGACAUUCGUAUCGGCCGAGGAGAAAGCACAGAGUGGCAAUGCAAGGGAAAGGAGCCUCAUGGCGAGACUGGUCACAGAGCAGCAUGACUGUAAGAAGCCGUUAGUGCCAUUUUCCUCCUUUGUGAGUGAGCCACUGAACAGUGUCUUGGACCAGCAUAUGGACUACAUCCACUUCAGGCACCACACCUUUCGCUUCUCUGUCAUGCGCUACCCAUUCCUGCUGUCACUCGAGUACAAGGCCUCCAUCCUGAAGGUGGACUGCCGGCUACGCCAGCGCCUGGAGCGUGGCAUCUUUCAGCUAGGCAACAUGCUGUACAUCACGCCGUACCUAAAGCUUCAAGUACGACGUGAGCACAUCAUGCAAGAUGCUCUUGUGCAGCUUGAGAUUGCGGCCAGUGAUGAUGCAGAGAGUCUCAAGAAGCAGCUGUACGUGGAGUUUGAAGGUGAACAGGGUGUUGAUGAAGGUGGCGUGCAGAAAGAGUUCUUCCAGAUCCUAAUAGAGCAGCUCUUCAAUGCAGACUUCGGAAUGUUCACCUACGAGGAGACAACGCGCCUGUUCUGGUUCAACCCGGUGUCUUUUGAGAACAAGUCUCACUUCACCCUGAUCGGCAUGCUGCUCGGCCUGGCCCUGUACAACAAUGUCAUUCUGGAUAUCCACCUACCGUCAGUUGUCUACCGCAAGCUGAUGGGAAUUUCGGGCAGCUUCGACGAUCUCAAAGAUUCUCACCCGGGAAUUGCCUCUGGUCUCCAGCAGAUGCUUGACUACAGGGGUGAGGACUUUGUGGAGAUAUUCGACUGCACUUUCAACAUUGGCUAUCAAGAUGUGUUUGGUGAAUCCCUAGCGCACGACCUUGUACCAAAUGGCAGCGAGGUGAUGGUCACUGCGAGCAAUGUCAAGGAAUAUGUCACUCUUUAUACUGACUUCCUGCUCAACAAGAUGGUAGCUGAACAGUUUGACGCGUUCAAGAAGGGCUUCACCGUGGUAACACACAAGUCCAAUAUCAUUGAGUGGUUCUUGCCGGAUGAGCUGGAACUGCUCAUCUGUGGCCGAAAGACUUUGGAUUUUGAUGGCUUUGAGGCAAACGCGGCGUAUGAUGGUUACGACAAAGACACGGAAAUUAUCAGGCAUUUCUGGGAGAUAGUAAACUCAUUCAACGAGGAGAACAAGCGCAGGCUCCUAUCCUUUUGUACAGGCAGUGAUCGAGUGCCGAUUGGCGGUCUCAAGGCACUCAACUUCACCAUUGUGCGGAGUGGCCCUGACUCAGACAGACUGCCCUCGGCACAUACUUGCUUCAAUACCCUUCUCCUGCCCCAUUACAAGGACCGGGACACGCUGAGGACACGCCUGCUUAUUGCCAUCUCGCACGCCAAGGGAUUCGGUAUGGUCUAAUGCGUGUGAAUACACAUGAACGCUUGUACGUCUGUAGCUCCUUCAUGCGAGCUGUGCAUGUGAUAGUGCCUGUGCGUGUGCAGGGUAAACACAUCGCCCUGUCGUCACCAGUACUGCACUAGUGCCUGGUAGGUGAAGCUGAACACUGCCAGCUACUGCACUACGACUAUAUGCAUUGGUGUACACAGUGCUACGAUGAGCAGCGUAGCGACACCAGUGCAAGGCUGUAAGUGUCUGUACACAAUUGCAAGGCUGCGAGUGUCUGGUGUACUUUAGUACGUUGGGUGGUGGUGAUGGUGAGACGGUCUAAGCUUCCCGCGUGAUGUCACUCGGUUUAUUCCCAGUACAACUUAUUUAUGUGCACAUUCAUUCCGGUCACUCGGUGUGAUUGAGCCACCGCCAAAGUAUCUGUGUCUAGUUAUCGUAGCUGUAGUUUUUUCAUCACCUCGCAUCCUGCCCACCAGUUUAGUGUCAUCCGUGUGAUUUCAGAUGUUGUGCCAUCGGCGUCUUGUGGCUGAUGCUGGUGUUGUACUGUUACAUACUUAACGCGAGCGGUCUUUUCAUCAUCCACGUGUGCAGCGAUAGUCUAGUUUCGGGGUCUAGUCUGUCAUCAAGGUCACCCUUCGGUUAUUCUAAUCUUAUAUAAGUUCAGAAUUUGCGUGCUGUUUUGUUUGUUUGUUUUUGCUAUUUUUAACUCGCCCAAUGUUAUGACGUAUGAUAGUCUGAACAUAAACGGCAGAUUGCAUCAUUUUUAAUACUUUCGUAAUUGUCACCCAACCCGCUGGUUGUAAUUGCGUGCCGUUUCGCUGCUUGCUUGCUGUCUUGUUUUGCACAUGCCCGCGAUCCCAUCUAAGUACCUCCACCACCCUUGGCCUUGCUGUCUCUCUCCCCAGAUUGGCCUUGCUGUCUCUCUCCCCAGAUUGGACUGAUCAUGGUGGUGUGUGUGUGGCUGGUAGUUGGGUUCUGCUGUAUAUAUGUAUAUGUGUUGUUGUUGUUUUUUGAUUUGAAUUCUCGUUGUUGUUCUUGUUGUUGUUCUUGUUGCUGUUGUUCUUGUUCUUGCUCUUGUUCUUGUGUUGUGUUGGCGUGCGUGCGUGGGUCAUCCAGACCGAUCAAAAUACUAUAUUUCCAUUUUUUACUCGUCUAACUUAGUACCUUUCACUCACCAUGUGCCUCCUAAUGUUCGGGCAUUCUUUCUAUAUACGUUAUAUUUUCCCGAAAGCUGGCAUGGUUCGAGUGCCGGCCUAUUCGAAAUGGUAGUGCGCUGCUCUCUGGUCUGAACUGAUACUCUCACCCAUGACUGUUGCAUAGAACACUACACGUAUAUCCGUUUGCGGUGACUCCUGUCAGUCCUGACUGCUGGCUGGUGAUCAGCUGGUGCUGUACAUGUCCCGACGUGCAAUGCCCAUGCUUUGUGCCUGUGCAAACGCUGUGUAUCCGUGUAAACGGCAUUUCUACCUCCCACCUGUUUCAUUUCUGGUCUCUGACUCUCGGAAACUUGACACAUGAACAUUCCUGCUGAGCAAUGCUGCUGUCAUGACAUACUGAAAUGAAGAAUAACCAGGUGCCCAACUGUAA
Messenger RNA from Sycon ciliatum, 4472 nucleotides. RefSeq names its product ubiquitin-protein ligase E3A-like. Lineage: Eukaryota; Metazoa; Porifera; Calcarea; Leucosolenida; Sycettidae. Gene Ontology annotation, biological process: protein polyubiquitination; ubiquitin-dependent protein catabolic process. Gene Ontology annotation, molecular function: ubiquitin protein ligase activity. The transcript has 12 exons. The coding region runs from base 159 to 2897 and encodes 912 amino acids. The record is from RefSeq and is a predicted model, not a curated record.